AUGGGCUAUCCUCUUUUCAACGCCUUCCUUCCCCAGUAUCUGUCCCGGGCCGGCGGUGACACCAGCCAGCCGACCUCCAUCGUUUACCGUAAUUAUGCCAUUACCUCCAUCGCCGGUCUUCCCGGAUCCGUCCUCGCCUGUUACACAGUCGACAUCAAAUACGUCGGACGCAAGGGUACAAUGACCAUUGCCACUUUGAUUACCGGAGUCCUGCUCUUCUGCUUCACUGCAUCUACCGAUUCUAAUAUCCAACUCGUCUGUUCCUCGCUGGAGGCUUUCUUCCAGAAUAUCAUGUACGGUGUCCUGUACGCCUACACACCCGAGGUCUUCCCAGCCCCCUACCGCGGUACCGGGUCCGGUAUCUCCAGCUGUCUAAACCGUAUCGCUGGUCUCUGCGCGCCCAUCGUGGCUAUCUACGGCGGAAGCGCGAAUCCCGAUGCGCCCAUUUAUGCCUCUGGUGCAUUGAUCCUCGCCGCGUUCGUGGCGAUGAUCUUCCUCCCCAUCGAGACGAGAGGACGGCAGGCACUGUAA
Molecule: messenger RNA, 531 nt
Organism: Aspergillus calidoustus
Lineage: Eukaryota; Fungi; Ascomycota; Eurotiomycetes; Eurotiales; Aspergillaceae
Source: the annotation of a GenBank genome assembly